AUGUCGACAAACGGUAAUGCUAAUCACCACGAGCAAUACGCUGCUACCGGCCCAACCACCACAGAGUCGACUCCCCAGAUCGAGAACUCGCAGAGCGACCUCCCCAAGGAUGAGAUUGGCUGGUACUUUGUUGAGCAAUACUACACAACCCUGAGCAAGAACCCCAACAAGCUUCACCUUUUCUACGGCAAGAAGUCUCAGUUCGUCGCCGGUGCCGAGGCUGAGGUCACCACUGUCUGCGUCAACAGACCUAACAUCCAAGAGCGCAUCAAGCAGUUGGACUUUGAGGAUUCCAAGGUCCGCAUCUCCAACGUCGACUCCCAAGGGUCUGCCGAGAACAUCCUCAUCCAGGUCAUUGGUGAGAUCUCCAGCAAGGGUGCCGAGCCCCGCAAGUUCGUCCAGUCCUUCGUCCUUGCCAAGCAGCCCUCGGGUUACUUUGUCCUCAACGACAUCCUGAGAUAUAUCGUCGAUGAGCCCGUUGAGGAGACUGAGGCCGCCGCUGAGGCUCCAGUAGAGGCCCCUGCUGCCACCGAGGCUGCCCCAGCCGUCGAGGCCGAGGCCGAGCCCGCCGCCGAGCCUGAGGUUCCUGUCGAGGAGCCUGUCGCUGAGGAGAAGGAGCCAGCUGAGUUGGACACCGCCGCUAUCUCUCAGAAGCUUGAGGAGGCUGCUGAGGAAGCCCCCGCUCCCGCUGCCGCCGAGGCUCCUGCUCCCGAGCCUGUUGUCGAGACCCAAGAACCAGUUGUUGAGGAGAAGACUGAGACCCAGCCCACCCCCGAGAAGGUCGUCGAGGAAGUUGCCGAGGAGGCGGCUGCGAAGCCCGAGGAGCCCAAGGAUCCCGCACCGACCCCCGCGGCUCCUGCCACUGCUGCUCCUGUUGCCGCUCCCGCGCCUGCGAAGCCCCCCAAGCCCCAGCAGCCCCCCAAGCCCAUGACCUGGGCUAGUCGCCUGGCUGCUUCUGCUGCUGCCGCGGCUCCCAAGCCUGUCAUUCCCAAGGUUGCGACUCCUCCUGCUGCUGCUCAGGCGCGUGCUCCUGUUCCUGCUCAGGCCCCUACUACCGCUCCUCAGUCCACAGAGGCCGCCCCUGUCGCCCCCAAGGAUCAGGGUAGCGAGUGGCAGACCGCUGAGACCAAGCGUCAGAGCCGCGCUCAGCCUGCCGCUGCCGCUACUCAGACCGAGAAGGAGGGAACCCUUGCCUAUAUCAAAUUUGUUACUGAUAAGGUGAAGGAGGCCGAUCUCAAGGCCACCCUGGAGGCUUUCGGUGAGGUCGUGUACUUCGACAUCAACCGUACCAAGAACUGCGCCUUCGUCGAGUUCAAGACCCCGGCCGGUUACAAUGCUGCUGCCGCUGCCAACCCCCACACUGUGAACGGCGAGAACAUCGUCGUUGAGCCCCGUCGUCCCAAGUCGAACGCUUAUGGCGGUGCCGGCUACCCCGCUCGUGGUGGUGCCACCGGUGGCCGUGGUAGCCGCGGCGGGUACGAGUCUCAGCGCAGCGGCAGCCAAGGCGGCGGCCGUGGUGGCUUCACUGGACAGGGCCGUGGUGGUCGCGGCGGUGCCCCUCGCGGACGCGGCGCUUCCCAGGCCAACGCCUAG
Messenger RNA from Podospora anserina S mat+, 1593 nucleotides. RefSeq lists its product as uncharacterized. Gene Ontology annotation, molecular function: mRNA binding. Gene Ontology annotation, cellular component: Ubp3-Bre5 deubiquitination complex; cytosol; ribonucleoprotein complex. Gene Ontology annotation, biological process: ribophagy; protein deubiquitination. The record is from RefSeq and is a predicted model, not a curated record. The transcript has 4 exons. Lineage: Eukaryota; Fungi; Ascomycota; Sordariomycetes; Sordariales; Podosporaceae. The coding region runs from base 1 to 1593 and encodes 530 amino acids.